AUGGAUUACAUAGGACCAUUCAGUUACAGGGAGGACAACAUCACAAUUUCGAAACACUGGAUAAUUCUCAUUACUUGCUUGAACACAAGAGCCACCUUCACGAAGGUCGUAACAAGCAUGUCUGCGGAAACUCUACUUCAAGGUCUUCGUCGUUCCAUAGCAACCAAUGGUUUUCCCAAUUGGAUAGUAUGCGACAACGCCAAAGUUUUCAAGACAAUUAAUGAAAUUCAAUCAAAUAUGUUCAGGUCAACAACGCCCAAGGAAAAUGUCAUCGAUUAUUACGCCAAUCGUAAGAUCAGUUUCAACUUUAUUGCGAGCCAUAGCCCUUGGCAAGGAGGAGUAUACGAGAGAAUGGUCGGUAUUUUUGAAGCAGCGUUCCGAAAUGCUAUCGGAAGAGAAAUUUCCGACAUAGAAACCUUGAAAACAAUCACGGCAGAAUGCACAGCGAUUUGCAACGCGGACCACUUACUUAUGUAA
Molecule: messenger RNA, 477 nt
Organism: Haemonchus placei
Lineage: Eukaryota; Metazoa; Nematoda; Chromadorea; Rhabditida; Trichostrongylidae
Source: the annotation of a GenBank genome assembly